Molecule: messenger RNA, 1212 nt
Organism: Daldinia caldariorum
Lineage: Eukaryota; Fungi; Ascomycota; Sordariomycetes; Xylariales; Hypoxylaceae
Product: S-adenosyl-L-methionine-dependent methyltransferase
Exons: 1
Coding region: 1-1212 (403 amino acids)
Biological process (GO): ergosterol biosynthetic process
Cellular component (GO): endoplasmic reticulum
Molecular function (GO): sterol 24-C-methyltransferase activity
Source: RefSeq, a predicted model, not a curated record
AUGGCCACUAUAUCUGCCCCUCAACCCGCUAUCACUCCUGCGAUACCUGGUCGGAAUGACAGCAGUGAUAGUUCUCGUUCCAGCCAGACGAGUACAGAGAAGGUCAAGCUCGCCUCUUCGCUUCACAAGUCGUCGCUACCAAAGCAGCGUAGUAGCCAUGGAGGCCAUACUCAGGUAGACCGCUCUGUCUCGCCCAAGAGGUGGAAGACAUUUAUCAAGGCCUUUAAGCACAUCCACAACUUGACUCCGAAGGAAGUAGAUGAUUUCAUGGCCUCGUAUGAGAUCUACAAUCUGGAUUGGGCCAACGAAGAGGAGAUGAUCAAGGCCUUCGGUCCCAACUACCAACAGCGUGUCGGAGACUGUCUUUGCGCCUACUAUUCGGUGCUCAACCAUCUGUGUAGUCUGGGCGAUGUGGAGAAGAUGUACAUUCCACCUCUGAUGGACAAGAAGGCGUCGGUAUUAGAUAACCAGCUGCUCUACGAGGAGUCUGUCGCAAGGGAUAUCGGGCUGAAGCCAGGGAUGAAGGUCUUGGAUCUUGGAUGCGGCCGCGGACGUGUAGCUGCGCACAUGACAAGCUUCAGCGGAGCCCAGGUGACUGGCCUGAACAUCGAUGCGAAUCAGAUCGCGCAGGCAAGGGAGUGGAACGAUCGGUGCGGUUUUGAGAACGAGUUUGUUGUUCACGACCAGAAUAACUUACCCUUACCUUUUGCGGACGAAUCAUUCGAUGCUUUCUAUGAGAUCCAGGCGCUCAGCUUAUGCAAAGACCCCUCGGCCACUUUCAAAGAGAUCUACCGCGUGCUGAAACCCGGCGCCAAGUUUUCGCUGCUGGAUUGGGUCAGCCUGCCGCCGUACAACCCGGAAGAUCCUGUGCACGCGGGCCUCAUGCGUCGCGUCAAGCCCCUGAUCGGCGCUGUGGGCACGCCGACGCCGGCGAGUUUCGAGAAGGCCCUCACAGACGCCGGAUUCACCGUCACGAGAUCGGACAACCCCAGCAUAGACGGCCUGCAGGCUCCGCUCAUCGACAGGGUCGACAUAUACUUCCGCUCCGUCAGGCGCGUCAUUCACGGCCUCGUCCGCGUGCACGCCCUGCCGCCUCACUUCAAGAUCCUCAUCGACAGGUUAUGUCUUGACGGACAGGCCUUCGUGAAGAUGGAUAACAUGCGUUUGAUCACUACGACAUAUCGUAUCAUCGCGGAAAAACCGUCAGUAUGA